Messenger RNA from Alexandromys fortis (reed vole), 2629 nucleotides. It is a transcript of the gene Rundc3a, whose product is annotated as RUN domain containing 3A. The record is from RefSeq and is a predicted model, not a curated record. The coding region runs from base 196 to 1524 and encodes 442 amino acids. The transcript has 11 exons. NCBI's taxonomy places the organism in Eukaryota, Metazoa, Chordata, Mammalia, Rodentia, Cricetidae.
CCUUGUUUUGCUUCGGAAUCGCUGCCGGGGGAGGGAGCGAAGGGGCCGGGCACUAGGAGUCGAGGCCGAGGGAUGGCAGUGAAGAGGCCGAAGGGCCCCGGGGGGCAGAGGGCCCAGCCGUGAUCCUGCGAGGGGGCCGGGGCUCCGGGUGGGGUGGGGGGCAGCGGGUGGCGGCAGCAGUGGCCUCACAUCUGAAUGGAAGCGAGCUUUGUCCAGACCACCAUGGCUCUGGGGCUGCCCUCCAAGAAAGCAUCUUCCCGCAACGUGAUCGUGGAGCGCAGGAACCUGAUCACCGUGUGCAGGUUCUCUGUGAAAACCUUGCUGGAGAAAUACACAGCAGAACCCAUCGAUGAUUCAUCUGAGGAGUUUGUUAAUUUCGCAGCCAUUUUGGAGCAGAUCCUCAGUCACCGGUUUAAAGCAGGUCCAGUGAGCUGGUUCAGUUCAGAUGGGCAACGGGGCUUCUGGGACUACAUCCGACUGGCCUGCAGCAAGGUGCCCAACAACUGUGUGAGCAGCAUCGAGAACAUGGAGAACAUCAGCACAGCUCGAGCCAAGGGCCGGGCAUGGAUCCGGGUGGCUCUGAUGGAGAAGCGUAUGUCAGAAUACAUCACCACAGCUCUUCGGGACAACCGAACCACCAGACGGUUCUAUGACUCUGGAGCCAUCAUGCUGCGGGAAGAAGCCACUGUCCUUACGGGGAUGCUGAUUGGGCUCAGCGCCAUCGACUUCAGCUUCUGUCUAAAGGGCGAAGUUCUGGACGGGAAGACACCGGUGGUCAUCGAUUACACGCCCUACUUAAAGUUCACCCAGAGCUACGACUACCUGACGGAUGAGGAGGAGCGGCACAGCGCGGAGAGCAGCACCAGUGAGGACAACUCUCCAGAGCACCCCUACCUGCCUCUGGUCACCGACGAGGACAGUUGGUACAGCAAGUGGCACAAGAUGGAACAGAAGUUUCGCAUUGUCUAUGCACAGAAGGGAUACCUGGAGGAGCUGGUGCGUCUGCGCGAGUCGCAGCUGAAGGACCUGGAGGCGGAGAACCGGCGGCUGCAGCUGCAGCUGGAGGAAGCCGCAGCUCAGAAUCAGCGUGAGAAGCGGGAACUGGAAGGCGUGAUCCUGGAGCUGCAGGAGCAGCUGACAGGUCUGAUCCCCGGUGACCAUGCCCCCCUGGCCCAGGGUUCCAAGGAGUUCACUACACCUCUGGUCAACCAGUGGCCCUCCCUGAGCACAAUCAAUAGGCCUGAGGGUGCCAGCAACUCCAAGCUCUAUCGGAGACACAGCUUCAUGAGCACCGAGCCGCUGUCUGCAGAGGCCAGCCUGAGCUCAGACUCCCAACGCAUGGGAGAGGGCAAGCGGGAUGAGGAACCCUGGGGCCCCAUCGGGAAGGACCCCACGCCCUCCAUGCUGGGCCUCUGCGGCUCCCUGGCCUCCAUUCCCAGCUGCAAGUCCCUGGCGAGCUUCAAAUCCAACGAAUGUCUGGUGAGCGACAGCCCCGAGGGCAGCCCGGCACUCAGCCCGAGCUGAGGAGCAGCAUGGGCAAUGCCAGCCCCACCUGCCAGGGACCACAGACAACUGCCACCAUGACCCCAACCCAGGCAACCCUUCAAGAAUGCUGCCCACCUAGCUGAGGGGCUCUAGGGAAAGACAACCAAACCUCUUUCUCGCUUCUGCUUCGGGCCAAAGAGGCAGGAGCUGCACUGGGAAGUGGUGGGGCCAGGAGCAGGGGGCACCCGGGGCACAGGUAGCCAGGCCCCUGGGGAGGCUGGUGGUCCUGAAGUCUUCCUGGCUCCCUUUGCUCAUCUUCUACACCUGCCUCGGGAGCAGGUGGCCCAGCCCUGGCAUUCCUGCUGCCCUGCCUCUGGUCUGUCCCUGUGUACCCUCUGAAGUCACCCUUCCUUGGUACCUAUGUGGGGCAAGAAUAGCAAAUAAAAACCAGAGGACUGAGGUGGCUUCAUCUCUGGGGAGUGGGGUAGAGCUCCAUUAACAGGGUCUCUCUUGUUCUUCUUUUAACAAGGUCUCUUAAGGCAAUGGUGUCAGACCAGUGUGUAGGAGGAUGUGGAGCCGUAACCUAGGGCUUCUGUAGAUCUGCAGUGAACUCUGGGUCGGACCCCCUCUCAUACUUUCCCAAGCCCUGCAGAGCCCUCUGAGGGUGUGCCUAGGUGGGGCACUUGCUUGCCACAGGUGCAACUCCAUUGUGGCCCAAAGUUGCAGUCCAUCCAUUAUGCCAGAGCUGGCAAGUAGGCAAAUCUGCCCCAGUGAUACCACCCUGGCACGUACUUAGGGAGAUCGCCUCUUGCUUUCACCCCAACACAGUGACCUAGCAUAGAAAGGCCUCACCACCACUUCGGCAACCUUCUAGCUUCAUUCUAUCUGACUGGAUACCCUGUAAGGUGGGAAGCUUUUAAGACAGGGUCUCUGCCUGGUCAAGGACUCACUGUAUGGACUCAGAUCCACCUACCUUCAACUCUCUAGUGCUGGGAUUAAAGGUGUGUACCAUCAUGCCAGGUUUUUCGAGACAGGGUUUCUCUGUAGUUUUGGAGCCUGUCCUGGAACUAGCUCUUGUAGACCAGGCUGGCCUCGAACUCACAAGAGAUCUACCUGCCUCUGACUCCCGAGUGCUGGGAUUAAA